AUGAAGUCGACUGCUGCCCUGUUGGGCCUCCUCGGCCUGGCUGGCUCAGCUUGUGCUGAUCCCACAUGGCCAAACGCAAUCGACGAGAUUGAGGAGAUCAUGACCCAGCUUCAGUCGUUUCGCGCACGCAAAUUUGCCGACACAGUGAGCCCAUGCUCCAAUGAGGCCUCGGGUCCCGGCCGACAGAACGCUGCCGAGUGGCUCCGUGUUGGCUUCCACGACAUGUCCACGGCCAACACCUUCUUUGGCAUUGGUGGCCUCGACGCCUCGCUCCAGUACGAGCUCAACGAUGGUGAAAACACGGGCCCUGGCCACAAGACGACGCUGGAGUUUAUGGGUCCUUACCUCUCUCCUCGAUCCUCUUUGGCUGAUUUGAUCGCCUUGGGCGUCUAUACAUCCGUUCGCUCUUGCGGCGGCCCUUCUGUCCCAAUUCGCGUUGGCCGAAUAGAUGCCACCCAGGCGGGGCCCGUGGGCGUGCCCCAGCCCCAAAACUCAGUCUUUACCUUUCAGCAGCAGUUUCAACGCAUGGGCUUCAAUACCGAAGAAAUGAUCCAGGUCACGGCCUGCGGUCACACUCUGGGUGGUGUUCACAACACCGAGUUUCCCACUCUUGUGCCCAGCGGGACCGGUGUCGACGGCGAAGGGAGCCUUGACUCGACUGAUGCUGUUUUCGACAACAAGGUCGUAACUGAGUAUCUGUCUGGGAAAACCACAAACCCUCUUGUUGUCGGUCCUUCAGUCAAGCUUGGCAUGAACUCCGACUUCAAGGUCUUCAAUGCCGAUGGUAACCAGACGAUGGAGGCUUUGGCCGAUGCCAACAACUUCACCUCUGUCUGCCAGACUGUGCUGCAAAAGAUGAUUGAAGUUGUUCCUCCUGGCGUCAAGCUGUCCGACCCCAUCGUGCCUUACAAGAUCAAGCCUGUAAACAUGCAGCUGACUCUCAUCAAUGGCGGCAGCACCCUUCAGCUUACGGGCUACAUCCGCGUCAAGACGACCGGCCUUGCGCAGAACAGCAUAUCCAGCGUAUCCAUCACUUACAAGAACCGCAAGGGCACCACCGACUGUGGCCUCAGUUCUUGUGUUGUCACCGCCACCGUUCAGGGUGUUAGCCAAGGCUUCGACGAUACUUUCAACUUCUAUCCCAUUGCGGCCAACAUCCUCGCCACGUCUGGUAUCUCGUCCUUUACCGUUACUGUUAACAACGCCGAUGGCACCAAGGAUGUUUACGACAACAACGGCCAAGAGUAUCCCAUCCAGGAUGCAAUCGUCUUCCAGGCUCCCCAAAGCUGCGUCCUUGGAUCCUCUGGUGCUCUGACUGCUGUGGCUGCCGUUCGCAACGACCGUCUCAGCCAAGGUGCGCAGGCCAGAAUCUGGUACAAGACUUCACAGACAAAUAGCCCAGUUCCUCUCCUGCAAAACACCACCGUUGGCCUUCAAAAAGGCCAGUGUGUCGGGCCUUAUACUUUGUUCAAUGUCGACUACACCAUCCAGGGCGGCUUAGCCUACGAGGGAUACGUCGAUGUCAUAAGCGGCGACCAGUCUGAUAGCUUCAAGGCCCUUACAGGCAUUGGUGGUACCUGCCGUGCUUUUGCCAAUCCUGCCACAUGCAAUGGCGGCGAUUCAGGAUCUGUUGGCUCGACGAGCAUCUCAACUCUUCCGGCCACCACUUCUGCUGCCCCUACAUCUGAGCCAGCAACCAGCGACCCGAUUACCUCAGACCCCCCAACGACGGUACCUCCUACGACGGUACCUCCCACAACAGUGCCUCCCACUACGACAGUUGCUUCUCCCACUCACCGCCCUACGGUUGGGGGAUAUGUAAUGGUUUCUUGCUGGACGGAAGGUGAUGCCGCGCGUGCACUAAGCGGUAAUUCGUAUUCCAACGACUCGAUGACUUUGGAAAGCUGCAAGGACUACUGCAGUAGUUACGUCUACUGGGGAACUGAAUACGGUCGAGAAUGUUAUUGUGGUAACACGCUGGCGAAGAGCAGUGAGGCAGCCCCUAUUGGUGAUUGCAAUAUGGUUUGCGCUGGCGACGCCAGUGAAUUCUGUGGUGCCGGCAACCGUCUUGAGCUUUAUUCGACCACUGUCACUCAGCCGCCCUCUCCCACUGGCACUCUAACCCACGAGCCCACCGUCGGCCCAUAUACACUGGUGGGCUGCUGGACGGAAGGCGAGGGCGUUCGCGCUCUGGCCCAGGAUGCCACUAUUGCAGCGAAUAUGACGAACGAGGCCUGUUCCGAAUUCUGUUCAGAUUAUAGGUACUUCGGUACUGAAUAUGGAGAUGAGUGCUAUUGUGGUAGCUUCCUGGAGAGCACCAGCGCAACUGCACCUCUGGCCGAUUGCAACAUGCCUUGCGGUGGCAAUCAGUUCGAGUACUGCGGAGCCAGCAACCGUCUUGAGCUUUACAUCAAUCCCAACGUUACAGGUGGCUCGCCUGAGCAGCCCGCUGCCGCUGGUGACUUUGUAUUUGUCGGCUGUCAAACAGAAGGCAACGGCACCCGCGCCCUGACUGGUUCUGCCAGCGCUGCAGGUACCAUGUCGAAUGAAGCCUGUGCCACGUUCUGCGAUGAGUUCAAGUACUUUGGCACCGAGUAUGGCAGCGAAUGCUACUGCGGAAACGCUCUUGACCUGUCUUCUCUGGAGGCUGCCGCGUCCGACUGCAACAUGCUCUGCAGCGGCAACGACCUGGAGUAUUGUGGCGCGGGUAACCGCCUGUCGCUUUACACGAAGAAGCCCGCUCAAAUCACAUAG
This is a messenger RNA of Trichoderma gamsii, 2754 nucleotides long. RefSeq lists its product as hypothetical. Gene Ontology annotation, molecular function: heme binding; peroxidase activity. The coding region runs from base 1 to 2754 and encodes 917 amino acids. The transcript has 2 exons. NCBI's taxonomy places the organism in Eukaryota, Fungi, Ascomycota, Sordariomycetes, Hypocreales, Hypocreaceae. The record is from RefSeq and is a predicted model, not a curated record. Gene Ontology annotation, biological process: response to oxidative stress.